CAUAUAAAUGCCAACAGCUGAUCGCGAGACGGCACACUCGCGGGAACAGCUCGAAGCUGCAGAAAGAGAGAGGCGAGGGGAAGAGAGUGAAGAGAGAGGGAUCCAGAGAGAGAAAGAGGGAAAUCUGUUGAUUCAUCGUAGUCAUCUUUUUUAUACAAUUCUUUGACUUAAAGGGAAUUAAAGGACUAUUUUUUCGUAAAAAGGAUUUUUUUUAAAUAAAAGCAUCCUAAGUUAUUCUUAUAUAUUUUUAAACCUCUUGUUUUCUUCGCAUCCCUCCCUCAUCCUCCCCCUCUUCCUCCCCAAUUUCUUCUUCAAAAAGGCCCGAGCUCAGCGGGGUGUCUUCCAUCGCCUUUUAUUUCUUUUAUUUUUGUAUUGUUCAAGAGCCCUCGGUCUUCCGUUUGUCCGCGAACGCAAAACGCACGAGGCACCCCCCUCCUCCUCCCUACGGUGGGAGCUGUCCGGUGCUGAAGUUGCAUUCCCUGCCUUCCAUGCAGGUGGACUGAGGGCCAGGCAGGGACACUCAAGCAGAACAAAAAACUAUUUUAACCGGAUCACUCGGCAGCUCGGUUCCCACCGCAACCUGAAGACAAUCGGCCCCUCUGCUCCGCGUGUUGACGAACGGGAUCGCCACGCUGGCCAGGCCGUCGGCGAUCGGCUUUCCAUCCGCGAGAGAGUGCGCGCGUGUGUGUGUGUCGCUUCGUCCGCGUGUACGUUGUGUUUGUGGGAGCGUGCGUGCUCGCGAGCGUGCCGGCGUCUCUCACCACCAUGCCAAGGUCUUUCCUGGUGAAAAAGGUGAAACUGGAUGAUUUCUCCACCGGGGCGGACCUGGAACACGCCUACCGGCACAGGACGGACCUCAGCCUGCGGCUGCAUGACAAAGCUGCCUACAUCAGUGACUACAUCAGUCCUGUCGCGUAUGAUGGUGAGAGUGAUGGUGGCAUCAAGGUGCCCUCUCCUGAUCCCCUCUAUGACGGCAUCCACAGCGACUACGGUGCCCCCGACUCAGAGUCUCCGGACAGCCCAGGCUCAGAAAUCACGGAUGGCUACAUCAACGGCGACGCCGCAGUGAGCGAGGGAUACACGGUCGAUGCCUUCUUCAUCACCGACGGCCGUUCGAGAAGAAAAGCCCUUGGCAGCCCCCGGACCAUCCAGAGGCACACCUGUAAUGAGUGUGGCAAAACCUAUGCCACGUCUUCCAACCUGAGCCGGCACAAACAGACACACCGCUCGCUUGACAGCAAGCUGGCAAAGAAGUGCCCCACCUGUGGGAAGGUGUACGUGUCUAUGCCCGCUAUGGCCAUGCACCUGCUCACUCAUGACCUCAAGCACAAGUGUGACGUAUGUGGAAAGGCGUUCAGCCGGCCGUGGCUCCUGCAGGGUCACAUGCGCUCCCACACUGGGGAGAAACCCUUUGGGUGUGCCCACUGUGGGAAGGCCUUCGCGGACCGCUCAAACCUGCGCGCCCACAUGCAGACCCACUCGGCCUUCAAGCACUUCAAAUGCAAACGCUGCAACAAGACCUUCGCACUCAAGAGUUAUCUGAACAAGCACUACGAGUCUGCCUGCUUCAAAGGCCCCUUCUCCCCUCUCGGCCCAUUAGACGCAUGACAACCUACGAAGAGAUCAAAUGAGGGACAAAACUGCAGACACAAAUUACCAUUAUCCUUAAAGACUAAACUGCAGACGGUAUAUUUUUGGUCAGAAUGCGACCUUGCCUUCCCUCCUUCAGACCCCCCCGCCCCCAUCUCCCUUCCCUCGGAGCCAGACCACAAUGAUGAAUAUGAUGAAGAUAGCACAAUUUUUCUCCUUGAGAUUUUCCCUCUUAAGGAUUUAACUGAUCGACGCAUGCACUUCCUUGAAAUCUCUUCACCUCCUUUUUUUUUCUCCGUCUGUUGAGGACAGAGACAUCAAUAUUACCGCAGCUUCCACUUGGCAUCUAGACAUAAUAUGACUGCAUAUAUUUUGGAACAUUGAUGAUGAUGAUGAUGUUGAUGAUGAUGAUGUUAAUGAUGACAAAGACAAUAGCAUUCAUAUAGCUACUAGUUUUCUCCAUGCACUGAAAUGCAGUGAAAGUGUUUUUUGCAUUCUGAUUCUGCUUUUUUGGGGGAAUAGUAGUAAUAAGAAUAUUAAUAAUAAUAAUGAGGAUAGUAUUAAUAAUGCUCUGCUGCACCAAGUGACCAUAAUCCCUCCACUAUUGAGGUAAAAAAACUAUUUAUGUAUUUAUUUAUUUAUUUGGGCAAUUUUCCUUUUUAUUAUUUGUCGUAUAUUUCUACUUGAUUUGAUGACAACAGAUGCUAUUUAUUUGCACUUUAAGUUCUGGAAAUGUCUUUUUACCACUACAGGCCAAAGCAUAUGUCACUUUUUUGGGUACACUUUUUUUCUAUUAUGUUGUUUACCUCCUUUUUUUAAAAUCAACAUUACUGCAUGCAAAAAAAGAAACAUAAUGAAACCUAUGCCAACCACAUGAAAAAAAGCUUAUGAAUUUUUGCCAAAAUUCCUAUAGAUAGAACCCGAGGGCAAUAUUUUUCUCUUGGAGCCUCCAUAGGACUCUUUAAAGCAAUAAUCACCUAAUGCAUGAAAUUUUAUGAUGAAGUUAUGAAGUAUUACCUACUACUGUAUAGCAGUUUGAAAAAUCAGGUAUGUUUUACUUCACCUAUAAUCAUAAACUGAACAAUACUAACAUUGCAGACAUCAGGGAUCAUGCCAAUGUAGUGUUAGAGUGACGAAAAGAAAAGUCCCGUCUUUCCUUUCUUGUUAUGCACUGCCUGCCUCUUAGUGAGUAGAACUAAUGUAGGAUGUAGGCUUUGAGAGGCUGGGAUCAGCUGCCUGCUGAGCGUGGGGCCUAUUGUAGGAUAACUGUGUUGUGAUUAUGACGGACUUUGCAAUGUACUCCAUCAUCCAGUCAACUGAUGCACAGCUGCAUUCCAAAAAUGACAAUAUCAUGGAAAAGUUAAUAUAUUUCAGUAAGUCAUUUCAGAAAACGAAACUCAAAUGAACAAAAAAAAAAAAAAACAACAGGGUUACACUUUUUAGGCAUCUAUUUCUGUUAAUUUGCUGAGAUCAUGAAAAAGCCAAAAUGUAUUUUCUCAGAAAAUUUUAAGUUUAUUAGUUUGAAUAAAGUGAAACUAAUGAAGAAGUAUCUAGCUCUGGUUAUAUUAUGACCUUCAGAAACUGGACAGCUGACUUGACAGUUUUUCAGCAGACAGUCUUGACACCUCUACAAAAUGUUUAAGUUGCAAAAGUCUUCGAUAAAGAAAACAGGCUGUUCACAGAGUGCUUGAUCCAGGCAUAAUAAAUGGAAAGUUGAGUGGAGGGAAAACAUUAAUGCAUGUAGCCUCGAAACGAUUGUCAAGCAAAGGCCAUUCAAGAGUGCUAGAAAGAUUCACAGUCUGAACUGUGACUGAAGUCAGUGCUUCCAGAGACACCGCACUCUUUUGCAUCUGCUGUAGGGCUGUCAGUUCUGCAGUCAUCCUUAUGAUUGUGAAGGACAUAACAACAUUUCUGUAUUAAAAUACUUUUUCACUGGUAGUACAUAGUUUUCAUUGGCUGUUAACUAUAAGCAUCAAUAUUGACAAAAAAUAACAAAAUAUACAGGGAGUCUAAUCAAUGCGUUUCUCUUUUUAAUUAAAUGACUGAAAUAAAUUAAUUUUUCCACAAUUUUCUUAUUUAUCGAGAUUGACUUGAAUUUGUGCUGUGAUAUUCAGUAAAAAAAAAAAAAAAACUAAAAGCAAUCUUAUUGGAUUUUGCCAUGAGAUGUGCACAAUCCAAAACCGAGAGACGAUGUGUAACUCUCCGCAUGUCUUCAUUGGAAAAACCAAGGUAACGUUUGGCGCAUUGCUGAAGCUGGACUGAGGUCAGCUCUGACUGCAAUGCAUUAUUCAACCAUCUCCCCCUGAGUGCUUCCUCAACAUAAACCGUGCAUUGCUCAACAACAGAAGCAAGCUGCACUUUGACUGGCCGCUCUGAUUACAGUUCACAGUUUCAUGCUGCAGCUGCAUGGAGCAGAGUCCGGAUUAUUCUACAGCAGCCCCCCCGUUCGCCCCCACUCGGCCACCCCGUAGGCUCACUUUAUGAGUGAUAUACCUACAGACAGGUUAACUCGAAUCAGCUCUGACCCCAUAAAUCAUUUAGGUUGUAAUGUAGGUGGUCAACAGCAGUGAUGCUGAACCCAGAUCUCUGCAGCUCAGAAACCUUUUUUUUUUUUUUUCAGAUUCAUGGAGCUUCCCAUGAGACAGACUGAAGACAGAAAUACAUUCUUGAGUGUAUUUAUGUGAAUCUGUGACACUAUACAGUUUGUACAUAUUGUGGGCUUGCGCAAAAACAUUCAGAAAUGUGUUAAGAAGUGCAUCCAUAUGCAUGCAAGCACACAGUGCCUGAUGAUAAGCCAUUUGGAAUAACAACAUCUUCCUGCAAUUACGUUCAGUUAUGUGGAUCCAUGAGCUUCGAUAAUUACACUGCUUCCAGAAGACUGGUGCUGUUUGAAGAUGUUUUUGACUGGGUAAAUCUUAAUGAUUACAUGGACUAAUAGAAUAAUUUAAGUUUUCUUAACUGGUUAAUAAACUGACAGAGAAGAGACACCUUACAUAAAUUGUACUUUACUUGCAAUGAGGGUCUAAAGGCAAAUGUCUAAAGUUAGUCAGAUUUUUUUUAAAAUGUUUGUUACAAUGAUAGCAAAAAGAGAGAGAGAGAGAGAUUUUCUGAUCUGUCUUUGGCAAAAGGGGGAAACAUUCUCUUAUUAUUUCUUUUAAAAUAUGAACAUAAAUCAGCGAGUUUGGGGUCUUGUUUAGUAAUCUAACUUUUUGAAGCCUAAUUUGUGUACUUUUAGUUUGGAAUUAGGGCAAGUCUUUAAUGUACAACACAGACAACACACAAUUUUGUGCUUUAACAUUGCACGUGAUCAAAAUGCUUUUAUAGCAAAUUCAUACAAAAAGAACAAUAACACAGCCCUAUUUGUUAAACGUAACUCAAAGGUCUAAUCCAUUAGGGAAGUGGUAAUUAUCAGGAGCUCUUAACAGCCAUAGCAACCUCUUCUGCAGCGUCUGAGUACAUGUGAUAAGGCUCCGACAAUGUUUCCUGCUUUCAUGUCUCAAAGAGUUGGUUGAUAGACUUUGCACUCUUCUCUAACUGUCUUCUGGGUGUUUGGCUGAAACUCUCCGGAGGCUUUUCAGUGGUAUUAAACCAGAAGGAAUAUACCGUGAAGUCUGUCUGCUUGAGUCUGUCUCCUGAUGAGCUCCUGGUCUGGCCUCUUUAAGUACUUCCAUUGUAGUCAUCUCCACUUUUGAAGAAAGUAGCACAAUGAAACUAACUAGAAAUCAGGUAGAGAAGAAUUAUAUAUAUUAAAAAAAUUGUACUAGCUUGACCUCUCUUCUUCUUCUUUUGUAUUUCCGAGUUAAAGAAUGAUGAUAGCCUAAAUAAUCAUUUAAUGCAGGAGGGUUUGUAAAGAAUCCUUUGGAUUGAGACGUUUUUACUGCUGUAUAGCGAUAUCUGACAUACCUUAACUCAGGAGGGUUGGAUCUCUAUUCCAGAGUGAGGAUCUCCUGUGAGUUUUUUUUGUGCCAGUAUUCAGACAAUGUAAGCACAAUGAUCACAAAGCAUUUUGUGGCACUUCAUAAUAAAGAAUAAUCUUAACCAACCAA
Fundulus heteroclitus (mummichog) is the source of this 5636-nucleotide messenger RNA. RefSeq names its product transcriptional repressor scratch 1. The record is from RefSeq and is a predicted model, not a curated record. NCBI's taxonomy places the organism in Eukaryota, Metazoa, Chordata, Actinopteri, Cyprinodontiformes, Fundulidae. Gene Ontology annotation, biological process: regulation of DNA-templated transcription. Bases 766 to 1608 code for a protein of 280 amino acids. The transcript is spliced from 2 exons. Gene Ontology annotation, molecular function: DNA-binding transcription factor activity, RNA polymerase II-specific; RNA polymerase II cis-regulatory region sequence-specific DNA binding.